AUGCCUUUACAGUACGACCCUGAGCUUUUAAAGCAGGCUGCUCCCAUUCUCCAACAGCUCGCCCAGGUCCCAAAGCCAGCGCUACACGAUGUUGCGACAAGACGCGCCAUUAUAGGGGCCAUGGCAACCGAGAACUACAACCUACCAAAAGAUGUGGAACACGAGAUUCACCAUACUGCUGCGCCAGAUGGACACAGCGUGGCCGUGUACCACUAUCGCAAAAAGAUCCCGCUUCCUGAGGGGGGAGCGCCAGCUAUUAUCCAUAUCCACGGCGGAGGAUACAUCGCUCUGAGUGCAUCGCAAUGUGCGAGUCUUCAUGGGGCAUCAGUCUCUCAAACCGGAGUGCAAAUCCUGAGCAUUGAUUAUCGACUAGCACCCGAGAACCCAUAUCCUGUACCCCUGGACGAUUGUUGGGCGGGACUUCAAUGGGUCUACAGCAACGCGGAACAACUGUCUAUCAACCCAGCACGCAUUGCAGUGAUGGGAGAAAGUGCAGGCGGGGGCUUAGCUGCUGCACUGACGCUGCUGGCUCGAGAUCGGGCGCUGUCGCCACCUCUUGCGAAGCAGAUACUCAUUUAUCCCAUGCUGGAUGAUCGGACUGUUACCAACCAUGCGGGCGCGCUGGCAUUCUGGGAUGAGAAGGACAACAUCACAGGUUGGACUGCGUAUCUGGGACCAGACGUGGGAAGUGAUAGGGUUGUUCCCUAUGCUGCCCCAGCUCGAGUUGAGACAGUGGAUGGGUUACCUCCAAUUUACAUCGACUGUCCACAACUCGACAUGUUCUUGUACGAAAGCAUGGAGUAUGCACGCCGGUUCAUGGUGGCCAAUAUCCCAGUGGAAUGCCACAUUUAUCCAGGUCUCGUGCAUGGAUUUGAGGCCCUGGCCUCUGAUGCAGUUGCCACGAAACAGGCUCAUGCCAACCGCUACAAAGCAAUGACUACGUUUUAG
This is a messenger RNA of Penicillium samsonianum, 948 nucleotides long. RefSeq names its product alpha/beta hydrolase. Bases 1 to 948 code for a protein of 315 amino acids. Lineage: Eukaryota; Fungi; Ascomycota; Eurotiomycetes; Eurotiales; Aspergillaceae. Gene Ontology annotation, molecular function: hydrolase activity. The transcript has a single exon. The record is from RefSeq and is a predicted model, not a curated record.